GCACUGCCGUACGUCACCAACCAGGAAACCGAGUGAAGAAUCACAACAGAGAGGAGCACCGCGGCUUCUUUUGCCGUCAGUCCUGCGUCGUGUUGCUGUUUUCUUUCAUCUCGGGACAUGUCACGCAAACCCAAAGAGGAAUACCACCGGUUCUUCUCCGUUACCGACCCACGGAGCCACGAGAAGGGCCACACGGAGUACAAAGUGACAGCCAGGUUCGUCUCCAAGCGGCAUCCGGACGACGUGAAGGAGGUGGUGGUAUGGAAGAGGUUCUCGGAGCUGAAGAAGCUCCACGGAGAGCUGGCCUACACUCACAGGAACCUGUUCAGGAGGCAGGAGGAGUUCCCGGCUUUUCCACGCGCACAAGUUUUUGGCAGGUUUGAUGAAGCUGUGAUCGAGGAGAGGAGGAAGGCAGCAGAGAGCAUGCUGUUGUUCACUACCAGCAUACCCGCGCUCUACAACAGCCCCCAGCUCAAGGAGUUCUUCAGGGGCGGCGAAGUCACGAGACCUCUGGAUCCCUCCCCUGCGUCCUCAGCCGGGCCUCUCCCUCCUCCGCUCAUCCCCCUGCCGAAGAGGAGGGCGUCUGACUGUGAACCCGCCGAGGAGGAGGAAGGCAGGGAGGCUCCCACCUUACCGCAGGACCUGGGCACCAACAUUAGCCUGGAGGUCGGGGAGCCGGAGGUGGCGGCCGAGGCCUACAGCGAGUUCGGAGGGUCUCCGGCAGAAGAAGAACAGGAGGACCUCAGCGACGCAGAACAGGACGACCGAGUGUCCUCUCCUGAGCUGUCUCUACCAGGACACCAGCAGUCGGAGGAGACCCAGGAGGACUUCGAUUCACUGUUUGACUCGGCGGCAGAGGAGCUGGUCCCGUCUCCUAAGGAGGAAGGACCCCCUCCUCUGUCUGAAAACGACCUGGCUGUCUUCGAUCCCUGCUACAAACAAGAAACGUCGGACUCCUCCGGCGACCACUCUGAGCUGUUCUCGCUGCCGCCGGCCAGUCUGAUUGGAGGAGACGUGGGCUACCUGAACCAAGCCGCCGAGGAGCUGACCGCUGCCAUGGAGAGGGAGAAGGAGGGCGAGCUCAGCUCUGCCAUCCGUGGGUACAGGACGGCGGUGGACAUACUCAUCACUGGAGUGCAGGGGGACCCGGAUCCUGCUCGCAGGGAGUCCGUGAUGAGAAGGACGGCCCAGUACCUGAAGCACGCCGAGAUGCUGGUGGAUCAGCACGCUUCGCCCAGUCACAGCCACGCAGCUGCACACACGCAGGAGCCCUAGGUGCACGCUGACAACACAGAGCCAGCUUAAAGGUGCUGCAGCUCGGAGGCAAAGCGACUCAGGGUUCAGGGAGAAUAAAAUAAAAAUACUAAAACAGUUUCUGUCCCCAGUUACUAACCCUUUUCUGGCUAUUUAAUACGCCAGUAAGGAGGUACGCAACACACGGCACACUGGCUCUUUAGAGACGAAUAGGACUGAUGUGAUUCACGGCUCUUGUGUCUUUUUUCUCUGUCUCUUGCUUUUGUAUUAUUGAUGUUUGUGAUGAGUUAACAUCUCUGUACGUCGGUGGUUUUGCAUUUUGCACAAUGUUUUGUUAAUAAAUCUGAUUUUAAUUUAA
Messenger RNA from Fundulus heteroclitus (mummichog), 1612 nucleotides. It is a transcript of the gene snx15, whose product is annotated as sorting nexin 15. The transcript is spliced from 7 exons. Gene Ontology annotation, molecular function: phosphatidylinositol binding. NCBI's taxonomy places the organism in Eukaryota, Metazoa, Chordata, Actinopteri, Cyprinodontiformes, Fundulidae. Bases 118 to 1275 code for a protein of 385 amino acids. The record is from RefSeq and is a predicted model, not a curated record.